AUGAGAGAUGGAUGUUAUACUGUGUCGCAACUCAUGGAUAUGGGGAAACAAAUGCUGGGGAGACGCCAUGUUAUGACCGACGUUUUCCAGACGUUACAUGAAGUACAAGUCGAAGGCACUUUUCCAGACGGCACGUACCUAGUCACAGUGCAUGAUCCAAUCUGUACAGACAACGGCAAUUUAGAAAUGGCUCUGUACGGAACAUUCUUUCCAAUACCUACUGAAGAAAAGUUCCCCUUGCCUGACGAUAAAAUUGAAGAUUAUCAUAAACCAGGAGCCAUUAUUGUAAAACCAGGAAAGAUUGAAUUGAAUGUUGGAAGGAGGCGCAUCUCACUUGCUGUCACAAACUUUGGUGAUCGUCCAAUUCAGGUCGGAUCUCAUUAUCAUUUUAUAGAAGUCAACUCGGCACUUCAUUUCAACAGAGCUUUAUCGUAUGGUAUGAGACUUGAUAUUCCAGCUGGGUCUGCCAUACGUUUCGAGCCGGGAGAUUUCAAAACGGUCACACUAGUAGAGAUUGGAGGCCAUAAGGUUAUUACAGGAGGCAACAAUAUUGCAUCAGGACCCGUCGACCUUAUGCGCUUACCAGAGAUCAUCAACACUUUAGGUAUCAAAGGAUUCAAGAACGAUUCCAAAGCGCCUCUUUUACCAGCACCUGAAACGAACUCUCUGGACAGGAAAUACUAUGCGGAUCAUUUUGGCCCCACGACAGGCGACCUGGUACGCUUGGGCGACACUGAGUUGUGGGCACGUGUUGAAAUGGAUUUCACAGUGUAUGGUGAUGAAUGUAAAUUUGGCGGCGGAAAAGUACUACGUGAAGGCAUGGGACAAGCAACUGCUCGAUCAGACGAAGAAGUGCUUGAUCUCGUCAUUACCAAUGCAAUGAUUAUCGAUUAUACAGGCAUUUAUAAGGCAGACAUCGGUAUUAAAAAGGGCAUCAUUGUGGGUAUCGGAAAGGCGGGCAAUCCAGAUGUAAUGGAUGGCGUUACACCAGGCAUGAUAGUGGGCGCUUGUACAGAAGCCUUGGCAGGCGAAGGCAAAAUAUUCACAGCAGGUGGUAUUGAUUCCCAUGUUCAUUAUAUCUGUCCUCAAAUGUGUUACGAAGGAUUAGCUAGUGGUAUUACAACCUUGAUCGGUGGAGGAACGGGUCCAAAUACGGGUACCAAUGCAACCACUUGUACGCCAGGCAAUCAUCAUGUAGAAAUGAUGAUGAAAGCUACAGACGAUAUUCCUUUAAACUUUGGUUUCACAGGUAAAGGCAAUAGUUCAAACCAGGCAGAAUUGGUCGAGCAGAUUAGGGCUGGCUGUCUCGGUCUGAAAUUACAUGAAGAUUGGGGAACUACACCUGCUGCCAUCGAUUCCUGUCUUCAAGUAUGCGAUGAGCUAGAUGUCCAGGCUACAAUUCACACUGAUACAUUGAACGAAGCUGGCUUUGUUGAAACAACACUUGAUGCCUUCAAGGGAAGAACCAUCCAUACUUACCACAGUGAGGGUGCUGGCGGAGGGCACGCACCAGACAUUAUAACGGUCUGUAGCGAGCCCAACGUUCUUCCUUCAUCUACCAAUCCAACGCGUCCAUUUACUUGCAACACAUUGGAUGAACACGUUGACAUGUUAAUGGUGUGUCAUCACUUAUCCAAAACCAUCCCUGAAGAUGUCGCAUUUGCUGAAAGUAGAAUUCGAGCCGAAACAAUUGCUGCUGAAGAUGUGUUACAUGAUAUUGGGGCUAUCAGUAUGAUCAGUUCAGAUUGUCAAGCUAUGGGCAGAAUUGGUGAAGUUAUCCUUCGUACGUGGAAAACGGCUAGUAAGAUGAAACAGCAACGAGGAAAGUUGCCUGAAGAUAUGGAUGAGGAAGGCGAUAAUUUCAGAAUUCGUAGAUACAUCGCCAAAUAUACUAUCAAUGUCGCCUUGGCUCAUGGUAUUGGUCACCUUGUUGGCUCUAUUGAAGUCGGCAAAGUAGCUGAUUUGGUUUGCUUCACACCAGAAUACUUUGGUUCAAAGCCUGAAUUGAUAUUAAAGGCCGGUAUCAUUGUGUGGGGUCAGAUGGGGGACGCGAACGGAUCCAUUCCUACAACCGAGCCUACCAUCUCUCGACCCAUGUAUGGUGCUUAUGCUUCAAGCUUAUCGUUCUCUUGCAUGGUUUUUGUCUCUCAAUUGUCAAUUGAUGAAGGUGUCAUUGAGAAAUAUAACCUGAGAAAGAGAGCGGAAGCAGUGAAAGGAUGCCGUACUGUCACUAAACGGGACAUGAAGUUGAAUGACGCGAUGCCUAAAAUCACAGUAGACCCUGAAACUUACAGAGUACAAGCAGAUGGGGUAGAUUGUGUAUGUGAACCAGCGACAACCCUACCAUUGACCCAAUCAGUCUAUUUAUUCUAA
Messenger RNA from Mycotypha africana, 2373 nucleotides. RefSeq names its product urea amidohydrolase alpha subunit. Gene Ontology annotation, molecular function: nickel cation binding; urease activity. NCBI's taxonomy places the organism in Eukaryota, Fungi, Mucoromycota, Mucoromycetes, Mucorales, Mycotyphaceae. The transcript is spliced from 7 exons. Gene Ontology annotation, cellular component: urease complex. The record is from RefSeq and is a predicted model, not a curated record. Gene Ontology annotation, biological process: urea catabolic process. Bases 1 to 2373 code for a protein of 790 amino acids.